AUGGAUAACGUGGCUCUCCGCCGAGCAUUCCUGUCUUCUCGUUCGCUGAACGAAGAACUUGUUUCACAUGAUGAUUCUGAUAGUUCGACUACUUAUGAUCGAUCUCACGACACCAAUGAUGACUUGGAUGAACUAAAGCAGCUUUUCUUCCACUCGAGAUUGAAGCCGAAGUUUGACUGGGCCGGUCUGUGUUUGGAGAGACAGCACGACUUCAAGUUCUGGGCCAACGUGACUCAUACAUUUGGACUGCUCGUUCUGAAGAACAUCUUCAAUUCAAAUCUCCCAUUCGAAGAUUCGAACGAAUUACAGCGCAUGCUAGAGCUCGAUGAAGACCGCGUUUGUUAUGGCAAUUGUGUGGAAUCCGCUCGAUCAUCUGAUGCUGUAACUCACGCCGAUAAUUCUCUCAUGGAUUUUAAAACGCGUGUGUCGUUCAUUCUUCUGAGCGGGUUGCUAAGCAACCGCGUGCCAGGAUCCCUCCGGCUGAUCGUACGCUGUCAUGGAUACCAGUAUUUCGAGCACCGCAUCAGCGAACUUAUGAACGACUUCCCGAAGUUCGACGCAGCAGCGGUUUGUUUUAACAUGAAUGCACUGCGCAUUCUUCUUCCGUACCUUCUGGAACCGCAGUCGGUCAACCUGUCUAAUGUCUGUUACCGGUUCCUCACGUCGCGUUUCUGGAGAAUCAUGUGGCUAGACGUAGGUGUAGGUCUGAAACAGCAUCCAAGUACCGAGCGCGCACAGCUUUUCGGAACAUUCCUAGAGCUAGCGUCAACCAUAUGCUACGGCACGCGCUCCCCUGCACUGCUCAAACGGCUGUACGGAUCAUGCCUCAAAUCUCUCUGGGAUCCAAUUUUUGCGGUGCUUACGUGGCGUUUGGGGCCGAAAUUGCUAUGUAGAGUGCUAACUUUUGUUGCAGAUAUGCUAAUGAUGAGCUUCCAAGACAACUGCUUGGACAUGUUGGACGGGAACUUCCUGUCUAAACUAAUACAGUGCGCCAAAGAGGCGCAAUCAGACGGCGAGAGGUACCUGUCGCGGUAUUUACUGCAAACCCUGGACGACAGGAACGAAUUCUAUCACCAUUUUGCACGUAUAGCUGUGGACAUGUUGAGGGCACUUUUGCAGGCGCUAGCCAACGCUGUGGAAGGCCGUGUGAACGAGUGUGUUAGCGAUCUGUACGACCUAAGUUCGCUAGGAAUCGCAAAACUUAUUAUGCCUCCACACGCUGGUGACCGUGGAGAGGCACAUGUCAGAUUCGAUUACUCGGACACCCGUGUUUUCCCCCGCGUACUACCUUGUUUCAACACCGACUGCAGCAGAGUAUUCCACCUUGAUAUGCCACAACUGCACGUGGACAGUGAGACACCUGAAUUCCGCUAUUGCUCGCGGUGCGGAGUGCCAAGUUACUGCAGCGCUGCAUGUGCCGAUUCGCACUGGGAAGCGGGCCAUCGACAAGUUUGCAACUUCCUCCGCACGCCACCAACGUUUGCCAGGUUCAUAGCAUCGGUACCUGAUUCAGGCAACGUCAUGCUACGAACCUUUGACAACGAGUGCACGAUGACACCAGAGUUUGACGACGCUGGGAACGUGUUUACUGUGUUCUAA
This is a messenger RNA of Babesia ovata, 1599 nucleotides long. RefSeq names its product MYND finger protein. The coding region runs from base 1 to 1599 and encodes 532 amino acids. The transcript has a single exon. The record is from RefSeq and is a predicted model, not a curated record. NCBI's taxonomy places the organism in Eukaryota, Apicomplexa, Aconoidasida, Piroplasmida, Babesiidae.